Messenger RNA from Salmo salar (Atlantic salmon), 1178 nucleotides. The record is from RefSeq and is a predicted model, not a curated record. NCBI's taxonomy places the organism in Eukaryota, Metazoa, Chordata, Actinopteri, Salmoniformes, Salmonidae.
UCCCCCUGCCCCAGAUUAAUGUGACCCCUGAAGGAGAAAGGGCCGAGAAAGACGGCCCCGGAGAGAUCUUGAGUGAGAACUCCCCAAGUGGGUCAGACAGUAUGGAGACUGUGUCGGAAAGAGAUAUGGGAGAGGGGGUGGAGAUUCUGGAGGAACACCUCCCCCCACGAAAAAGAAAUGCGGAGGAGCUCUCCGACCCCGAACAAGGCGAUGAGAAAAAGGGCAAGGUGGAAUGGGAGAGCUCCCAGGCGGAGGAAGAACCCAGAACCUUCCCCCCCAACUCCCCCAACACAAUCUCCUUUUUAAGUCCGGUUUUAACCUCCUCUCCCUGCCAUCCCCCGUUACCCCGGCGGGAGAGAGAGGAAGUACCAGAAAAAUAACCUCCUUUCAACUGUUUAAAUGCCUUUUCAUUUAGCACUGUUUUUACUCACCCUUUUAUGGCUUUUAACAUCACCACUAUAAAUGUGAGAAGUAUAAAAACAGAAAUAAGAGCACAGUCGGUUUUAUCCUUUUUAGAAAGGUUUAAUUCAGAUGUGUUUUUAUUACAGGAGUGUGGUCUACCCUUUUUAUCCUCUUAUAGGAAAUGGGAGGACAAGUGGCAGCAUGGGCCCUCCAUUUGGAGUGGCUCAAAUUUUAAUAAAAAUGACGGUGUUGCCAUUUUAAUCAAGACCCCACAUGUGGUGGUGAGGGGGAGCACGGUGGUGGAUCGGGAACCAGUGUGUCCAGUGCGCGGGCUUGCUAUAGGCGAGCCCACAACGGUUUGGCGUAAUGUGGCCCAUCCUGCUCUCCUGAAUCGGCACCGGGACCUGUCCUGGAUGGUCGCCCAUGAGAUCCUCCCGGUCAGGGCCGUCAUGCACUCCCGGGGCAUGGCGAGGACAUCCGCGUGCCCCCGACCAGGCUGUGGCCAAGAGGAGUCGGUGAGGCACUUGCUCUGGGAGUGCAGAGCCGCCAGGGACCUGUGGAAGGAAGUAGGCCCCCUGAUCUCCCCGUGUCUUCCAGCAGGGGAGGACCUAACGCCCCAGCUCGUGCUGUAUGGGGUGGGCCGAAGGCCUAUUCCACCAAAGGCCUUCACCAAGCUCUGGCCCACCCUCACGUGUCUGAAGGCAGCACUGUGGUCCUCCCGCAACCUGCUGGUAGCGAAACAGGUCAACACCACCCCCAGGCAGUGGCCAUGGUAG